GAAGGCACAAGACUAAUUCACUCACUGCAUUUCCACCUGUCGGCACAUGCGCGUAACUAACGAAUCUUUAAUCUACUCUGGUUUUGUGCAUUUACAUACACUUUUUUGUUUCUUCCAGGCCACUAAUCCGGGUCGUUUAUUCGACGAGGAAAAUAUAGCCUACCUUGUAAAAAAAUAUGCACUAGUCAUUCAUGAGAAGAAGGCAAUGUAAGGAAUAACAAAUCCGAAAAUGUAAGGUAAAACAUGAGUGUAGCCUAGCCUACACAUUGACAUUCAAUGACAUAUUUCAAGGAGUACCUGUCACACAGAAAACUGCAUGGCAUUGCUAAAUAAACCUAUGUCUUCCAUAAAUGCUGACGGGUUAAGCCGACUGAGUUCCACCGAUGACCGACUGGACCGAGUGUGGGAACUUCGAAGUGUCAAAAAGUUUUGACGUGAUGAUCCUACCUGAAGCAACUCUCCGGUUUCAUUCAAGACACUACCGCGUCAGCAACAGCUGUCUUGGAGCCUGCACUAGCCUCCAAAAGGAGAGAAUUAAGUCUUCAGUAAAAGGCUUGAAGGAAGGCGAAUUUCUGUGGAGUUUGAGUUCUGUGGAAAUCUAUUUAUUUUCCUGGGCAAGCUCACUCUUGACUAGAGAGAUUCUGGUGUGGUGGUAUCUCUUCGCAAUGCGAAGAUGGCACCCCUGCUCCCUCCCACAGGCGCUGAUGCGUUCCGCCGCUUCACCCCGGAAUCCCUGGCAGAGAUCGAGAGGCUCAUGGAGGAAAAGAGAAUAGCCGCGGAAGUAGAGGGGUACGUAGGUGAUGGGCCGUCGGAGCCCAGCAAAGACCUGGAAGCCGGCAAGAGUCUGCCCAUGAUCUUUGGAGACGCCCCAACGGAGAUGCUUAACACACCACUGGAGGACAUAGACCCCUUCUACAAAGCACAGAAGACCUUUAUCGUGAUCACCAAAGGAAACACAAUCUUCAGGUUCAAUGCUGAAUCAGCUUGCUACAUUCUAAGCCCCUUCAAUCAUCUUAGAAGAGGAGCCAUUAAAAUUCUCAUACAUUCGUUAUUUAGCAUGUUCAUCAUGAUUACCAUUCUGUCGAACUGCUUUUUUAUGACGAUGAGCGACCCACCGUCAUGGAGUAAAACUGUUGAGUAUGUUUUUACUGGUAUUUAUACCUUUGAGGCCUCAUGCAAAGUGUUGUCAAGAGGCUUUGUUGUCGGCCCUUUCACAUUCCUUCGAGAUCCAUGGAAUUGGCUGGAUUUCAUGGUGAUCAGCAUGGCGUACGUCACUGAGUUUGUUGAUCUAGGCAACGUGUCAGCCCUUAGGACGUUCCGUGUACUCCGAGCCCUUAAAACCAUCACUGUGAUUCCUGGAUUAAAAACCAUCGUGGGCGCCCUGGUCCAGUCAGUAAAGAAAAUGGUAGACGUGAUGAUCCUCACUGUGUUCGCCCUGGCCGUGUUUGCGCUCAUCGGCCUGCAACUCUUCAUGGGGAACUUGCGCAACAAGUGUGUCCGGUGGCCCAUCCUCAACUCAACGGUGUUCGACGAUUACAACUUCACCUCGUCGCUUGACGGCACCAUGGGUUUCGGCGAAACGUCAAAUUCCACUGUUCCCGUCGAUUUCAAGGAGUACAUCAGCAAUAUAGAGAACCACUACUAUUUGGAAGGUAGUCUGGAUGCUCUUCUCUGCGGAAACAGCUCUGAUGCUGGGAAGUGCCCAGAAGGAUUCACGUGCAUAAAGGCUGGGAGAAACCCCAACUACGGCUACACCAGCUACGACUCCUUCGGCUGGGCCUUCUUGUCCCUCUUCAGACUCAUGACGCAGGACUACUGGGAGAACCUGUUCCAACUGACACUUCGAGCAGCGGGGAAGACGUACAUGAUCUUCUUUGUGCUGGUCAUCUUCCUGGGUUCCUUCUACCUCAUCAACCUCAUCCUGGCCGUGGUUGCCAUGGCCUACGACGAGCAGAACGAGGCCACUCUGAAAGAGGCGCAGGAUAAGGAGGAGGAGUUUCAGAGGCUUCUGGAGCAAUACAGGAUCCAAGCUCAGGAGCAAGCUGAUGCUGCUGAUGGAAGUCAGGCGACCCUGACAAGUCGGAAAGAGCUUAGUCAGCACUCUGGGUCAUACGGGGGCUCUGCGGAUGACGAGCAGAGCCUCGGAGAUGAUGUUAUCAAGGACUGUAAUGGGAGAAUCGUGCCCCGUCUGGCCAUCGCUCCAGUGUCCUCUGAGUCGGAGUCGGUUCCAGAGGACGAGCUCAAAGAGGACAGCAUGUUCCAUCUGGAGCAGCCAGGCCUGAAGAACAGAUCGGCGAGUGCUGUUAGUGUUCUCACCACCGUCAUGGAGGAGCUGGAAGAUGCCCAGAAGCCUUGUCCACCCGGCUGGUACAAGUUUGCCGACAUCUUCCUGAAGUGGGACUGUUGCGUGCCCUGGGUAUGGUUGAAGAAGUGGUUGCUCUUUAUUGUGAUGGACCCCUUCGUGGACCUAGGCAUCACCAUCUGCAUCGUGCUCAACACCCUCUUCAUGGCCAUGGAGCACUACCCCAUGAGCCCAGAGUUUGACCACAUGCUCUCCGUGGGGAACCUGGUUUUCACUGGGAUCUUCACAGCAGAGAUGGUCUUCAAGCUUUGCGCCAUGGAUCCGUAUUACUACUUCCAGGUCGGCUGGAACAUUUUUGACAGUAUCAUUGUCACGUUCAGUCUGGUGGAGUUAGGUCUAGCCAAUGUCCAAGGCCUGUCCGUUCUCAGGUCUUUCCGUUUGCUGCGUGUCUUCAAACUAGCCAAGUCGUGGCCCACGCUCAACAUGCUGAUCAAGAUUAUUGGCAACUCUGUGGGCGCUCUGGGCAACCUGACCUUGGUGCUGGCCAUCAUCGUCUUCAUCUUCGCCGUGGUGGGCAUGCAGCUCUUUGGCAAGAGCUACAAGGAAUGCGUGUGUAAGAUUGCCACCGACUGCGAGUUGCCACGUUGGCACAUGCACGACUUCUUCCACUCAUUCCUCAUCGUGUUUCGCAUCCUGUGCGGGGAGUGGAUCGAGACCAUGUGGGACUGUAUGGAGGUGGCCGGAGCCGGGAUGUGCCUGGUGGUCUUCAUGAUGGUCAUGGUCAUCGGAAACCUGGUGGUGCUGAACCUCUUCCUGGCCUUGCUGCUCAGCUCAUUCAGUGGAGACAACCUGUCCAGUGAUGACGACGGUGAGAUGAACAACCUCCAGAUCGCCAUCGGCAGGAUCACCUGGGGCAUCGACUGGGUGAAAGCCUCUGUCCGCCACAUGGUCCUGCAGCUACUGGGCAAAAAGGCCACCGGGGACAAGGAAGGGGGUGAGGGGAUGGAAGGAAACCCCGAAAAGGAGACCUUUGCACUAAACCACUUAGACACGUGCCAGGAUUCCAAGAUGGCUGACGGGAUGACCAACUGUGUGGACGGAAUUCAGGCAGAUGGCGAGAUGAGCCUCAAUGUGCCCAUUGCCCAGGGGGAGACUGAUUUUGAGAACGAUGAUGACUACAGUGGGUCUUUUACAUCAGAUGAAGAAAAUGGACAAGGUGAUCACUUGAAGUUGUUGGGUGCAGUGGGUGACGAGUCCUCGGUGUGCAGCACGGUGGACUAUGUACCUGAACCAGAGCCUGUGGAAGAGGAGGAAGAGGAGGAGCCAGAGCCAGAGGAACCAGAAGCUUGCUUCACUGAUGGCUGUAUCGCUCGAUGGCCGUGUCUGACAUUUGACGUCUCUCAGGGCAGAGGCAAGAAGUGGUGGAACCUCCGCAGGACCUGUUUCACCAUUGUGGAACACGACUACUUUGAGACCUUCAUAGUCUUCAUGAUCCUCCUAAGCAGUGGAGCUCUGGCUUUUGAGGAUAUUUACAUUGAGAGGAGAAGAACUAUCAAAAUCAUCCUGGAGUAUGCAGACAAAGUCUUCACCUAUGUCUUUAUCAUUGAGAUGCUCUUAAAAUGGGUGGCGUACGGCUUCAAGACCUACUUCACCAACGCUUGGUGUUGGCUGGACUUCCUAAUUGUGGAUGUUUCCUUAGUCACUUUAGGAGCUAACUGGAUGGGCUACUCUGAACUUGGACCAAUCAAGUCUCUUAGAACACUCAGGGCUCUAAGGCCACUUCGAGCCCUGUCAAGAUUUGAGGGAAUGAGGGUGGUGGUAAACGCUCUUGUCGGCGCCAUCCCCUCCAUCUUCAACGUGCUGCUGGUGUGCCUCAUCUUCUGGCUCAUCUUCAGCAUCAUGGGGGUCAACCUGUUUGCCGGAAAGUUCUACCGCUGCAUCAACACCACCACGGAGGAGCUGUUCCCCAUCACCGAGGUCAACAACAGGAGCGACUGCCUUGCCCUGCAGCACGCCACCCAGGAAGCCCGCUGGGUCAACGUCAAAGUCAACUACGACAACGUGGGCUUGGGCUACCUCUCUCUGCUGCAAGUGGCCACAUUUAAAGGCUGGAUGGACAUCAUGUAUGCUGCUGUGGACUCUCGAGAAGUGGAGGAGCAGCCCUCGUAUGAGAUCAACCUCUACAUGUACAUCUACUUUGUCAUCUUCAUCAUCUUCGGCUCCUUCUUCACCCUCAAUCUUUUCAUUGGUGUCAUUAUUGACAAUUUCAACCAGCAAAAGAAAAAGUUUGGUGACGACAUCUUUAUGACAGAGGAGCAGAAGAAAUAUCAUGAAGCCAUGAAGAAACUUGGCUCGAAGAAGCCAGUGAAGCCUAUCCCAAGGCCUACGAACAUGAUUCAAGGCGCUGUGUUUGACUUCAUCACUCAGCAGUUCUUUGACAUCUUCAUCAUGGUCCUCAUCUGCCUCAACAUGGUCACCAUGAUGGUGGAGACGGACGACCAAAGCGCAGAGAAGGAAAAUGUCCUUUACAAGAUCAACCUGGCCUUCAUCGUCGUUUUCACCGGCGAGUGUCUGCUCAAGAUGUUUGCCCUUCGCCAUUACUUCUUCACCAUCGGAUGGAAUAUUUUUGAUUUUGUCGUGGUCAUCCUGUCCGUCGCGGGUAUAAUGCUGUCGGACAUCAUAGAGAAGUACUUUGUGUCACCCACCUUGUUUAGGGUCAUCAGGCUGGCUAGGAUAGGCAGGGUCCUGCGUCUCAUCAAAGGUGCCAAGGGCAUAAGGACGCUGUUAUUUGCGUUGAUGAUGUCACUCCCUGCCCUGUUCAACAUCGGCCUCCUGCUCUUCCUCAUCAUGUUCAUCUUCUCCAUAUUCGGCAUGUCCAACUUUGCCUACGUCAAAAAACAGGCGGGCAUCGACGACAUCUUCAAUUUCCAGACGUUCGGCAGCAGUAUUAUCUGCCUGUUUGAGAUCACCACCUCUGCGGGUUGGGAUGGUCUUCUGCUGCCAAUUCUAAACAGCGGUCCUCCAGACUGCGACCCAGACAUUGAGAACCCAGGCUCGGAUGUUCGGGGCAACUGCGGCAACCCAGGCAUGGGUAUCAUGUUCUUUUGCAGUUACAUCAUCAUGUCCUUCCUGGUGGUGGUCAACAUGUACAUCGCCAUCAUCCUGGAGAACUUCAACACGGCCCAAGAGGAGAGCGGGGACCUGCUGUGCGAGGAUGACUUUGUGAUGUUCGACGAGACCUGGGAGAAGUUCGACCUUGAGGGCACGCAGUUCAUCGAAUACGCCAAGCUGUCAGAGUUUUGUGACACCCUGCAGGAACCCCUGCGUAUCGCCAAGCCCAACCGGAUCAAGCUGAUCUCGAUGGACCUGCCCCUGGUCACGGGCGAUAAGAUUCACUGCCUGGACAUCCUGCUGGCUGUCACCCAGGAGGUGCUGGGCGAAGGGGUGGAGAUGACGGCCAUGAAGGUGAGCAUCGAGGCCAAGUUCAACAUGAACAACCCCACGACUGACUCCUACGAGCCCAUCACCACCACGCUGCGGCGCAAGGAGGAGGAGGCAGCAGCCGUGAUCAUCCAGCGGGCUUACCGCAAGCACCUUCUCAAGCGCUCCAUCCUGCAUGCCUCCUUCAUGCGCCGCUCCAAGAGGCAGAAAAGGCGGGAGGAGAACGAGGAGCCCCCGGAGACGGAGGGACUUCUGGUGCGAAAGAUGAACGUGCUCUAUGGGAGCGACCUGGACCUUGCCGCAGAGAUGGAAUUGGCUGGGUUGCAUGCGCAACCCAUAUCGGUCCCUCUGGUGUCCAAUCGGCCAUCGGACCUCCCCAAGCAAACCCAGACCACCAGGCUGGAGCCUGGCAGACCACUCCUCUUGGUGGUCCCCGUUGAGGUCACCAGUGAGGUGGUGUUACACUCAGCCCCUGUGGCGUCUGACCCAUUGGACCUCCCCGAGCAAACACAACCAUCGGGGUCGGAGCCCACAGGGCUGGAACCUACCUGGCCGGAGCCUGCUGGGCCAAACCUCUUGGUGGUCCCCGUAGAGGUCACCCCCUAUUUGUGUAGCCGUGAGUCAAUAGACAGCCUGCGAGAGUCGAUUGUAUAACAAAAAGCACUUGAGGGAAUUCACCAUGGUCUUCCUAUUGUAUUUUUCACCGAUUUGGCGAGUAAUUUUAUGUGUUGGGAGUGUCGCCAAUUUAGUUGACGCUUCCACAUAGCACUACUAUGAAGUGAUUACAAGUAGCUGAUGGUUUAGGUAUAAUAAUUAAAGUCAAGUUUAUUGAUCGUAAUAGGGGGUCUCGUUUUCUAUUUUUGUAAGGCCAUUUCUAGAAUUGAUCUAUAUUUGACCACUGGACAGUAUUCUAUUUUAUACCUACAAACAAUUCACAAUCUCACAAAAUAUAAAAUGUUUGAUAAUUAGUAUCCAUACAUAUCCCAUAGGAAUUGGGCAUGUUUUUGACAGUGAACAUUACCCACAUCUAAUUGUUUUGAAGGAAUGCCUAAAUGCCUUUAUUGCCACAAAAACAUUUCAUACUCGGAUCAUGCCUUAUUUUGACAUUUUGGAAUCACCUUAUUUUGGGGGGGAAAAUCACCCAGAUUCACCUGUGCCUACUACUCCAGUAUGCCAAAGUGGAAUUAUGUUUUUCAAUUUAUUUAUUUUUACAAAUGAAUUAAAAAUGAAAAGCUGAAAUGUCUUCAGUCAAUAAGUAACUUCUUCAUUAUGGCAAGCCUAAAUACGUUCAGGAGUAAAAAUGUGUCAAAAGUCAUCAAAUAUGUUGCAUGGACUGUGUAAUAAUAGUUUAACAGGAUUUUUUGGGAUGACUACCCCAUCUCUGUACCCCACACAUACAAUUAUCUGUAAGGUCCCUCAGUCGAGCAGUGAAUUUCAAACACAGAUUCAACCACGAAGACCAGGGAGUUUUUCCAAUACCUUGCAAAGAAGGGCACCUAUUGGUAGAUGGGUAAUAAAAUGUAAAGCGGACAUUGAAUAUCCUUUUGUGCAUGAUGAAGAUUUUAAUUCCACUUUGGAUGGUGCAUCAAUACCCCCAGUCACUACAAAGAUACAGGUGUCCUUCCUAACCACUCUGGGAUUUCACCAUAAGGCCAAUGGUGACUUUAAAACAGUUAGAGUUUAAUGGCUGUGAUAGGACAAAACUGAGGAUGGAUCAACAACAUUGUUACUCCACAAUACUAACUUAAUUGACAGAGUGAAGAGAAGAAAGCCUUUACAGAAUACAAGUAUUCCAAGACAUGCAUCCUUUUUGCAACAAGGCACAAAAGUAAUACUGAAAACAUUGUGGCAAAGCAAUUCACUUGUUGUCAUGAAUACAAAGUGUUAUGUUUGGGGCAAAUCCAAUACAACACAUUACUGAGUACCACUCCAAAUGUUCAAACAUAGUGGUGGCUGCAUCAUGUUAUGGGUAUCCUUGUAAUCAUUAAGGACUGGAGAGUUUUUCAGGAUGAAAAAGAAACUGAAUGAAGCUAUGCACCAGCCUAAUCCUAGAGGAAAACCUAGUUCAGUCUGCUUUCCACCAGGCACUGGGGG
This is a messenger RNA of Oncorhynchus gorbuscha (pink salmon), 7837 nucleotides long. It is a transcript of the gene scn4aa, whose product is annotated as sodium channel, voltage-gated, type IV, alpha, a. The record is from RefSeq and is a predicted model, not a curated record. The coding region runs from base 674 to 6397 and encodes 1907 amino acids. Gene Ontology annotation, molecular function: protein binding; voltage-gated sodium channel activity. Gene Ontology annotation, biological process: neuronal action potential; sodium ion transmembrane transport; membrane depolarization during action potential. Gene Ontology annotation, cellular component: voltage-gated sodium channel complex; axon; plasma membrane. The transcript is spliced from 26 exons. NCBI's taxonomy places the organism in Eukaryota, Metazoa, Chordata, Actinopteri, Salmoniformes, Salmonidae.